Medioppia subpectinata is the source of this 420-nucleotide messenger RNA. The record is from the annotation of a GenBank genome assembly. NCBI's taxonomy places the organism in Eukaryota, Metazoa, Arthropoda, Arachnida, Sarcoptiformes, Oppiidae.
AUGAUUGACGAGAAGAUUGUCACUAAUAAGUCCGAUAAGUCAUCGAAUCGCCGAAAGCGAGAUAUAUUUCAGAACUCUUCACAACCACAAGCCAUCGCUCAGGGUUUGGUCGCAUCGCGCGGUAUAGCCGUUGAUUGGAUUGGAAAGAACUUAGCUCGUUUGGACGGAACAAUGCGAAGAACAUUAGUGGAGAGGAGUCUGGUUUGGCCGACAGGACUGGCCAUUGAUUACGCGGCCGAUCGUAUCUAUUGGACGGACCCGAAAGCGGCCACUAUUGAGACAAUCGAUAUCAAUGGAAAGAACAGACAUAUUGUCAAAACAUUUAACUCAUCCGAAGACAAACCGUACAAAAUCGAAGUGUUUGAGGACAACCUCUUUGUGAGCACUUUUCACAAUAACGCCAUCUUUAGACUCAACAAA